Messenger RNA from Cotesia congregata, 1212 nucleotides. Lineage: Eukaryota; Metazoa; Arthropoda; Insecta; Hymenoptera; Braconidae. The record is from the annotation of a GenBank genome assembly.
AUGCUUCUGGACAAUCCGUUCUCAAUGGACCAAGAUUCAGACAGUGACGUGAGUAUGAGUGAGGAUUCUUCGGAAGAUGAGGUUAUGUCUGGAGAUUCCCCGAUGGAGGACGAUGACAGUGAAGAAGAGCAGCAAGAAGCUGGAGCAGAAGGUGAAGAAGAAGAAGAAGAAGAUGAAGUUGUUAAAGCUAUUACUGCUUCCAAGGAGUUUCAUCGAGAACACCCUCCAGAUAUAGUGAUUAAUGAUCAAGAUCCUUCUAUUCACAAUAUUUGUUUUCAUCCUGAGCAGGAUUUUAUCGCACUUGCUUGUACCAACGGUGACAUCAAAGUGUAUAAAUAUAGUAAUGAUGAGAAUAUUUCGCAAUCUGUAAUAGAAGCUCAUGAGGAUUCAUGUCGGGAUGUCAAAUUCAGUGCAAAUGGAGAUACCUUGUUUUCAGUAUCCAAAGACAAGUCAAUUGCAAUAACAGACUUUGCUACGCAAAAGUUCAAAGGAAUUUAUGAAGAAGCACAUGACUCACCGAUUCAUGUUAUAAGUGUGAUUAUGUGGGACUUGAGACAGUCAGGAAAACUUCCAAUAUUUACAGUCAAAGGAGAGGGAAGUUCGGUCAACGCAAUGCUAACAAAUGACGAAAAGAAAUACUUAGUAUGUGCGAUCGGUGAUGGCACUAUUACGACCAUAAAUAUGCCUGCUAAAAAAGUUUACUGCCGAACAUCAGAGGAUGCAGAGUACGAUGAGUGUAGCUGCAUGGGAUUGUUCAAACACAAUAGUAAAAUAUUGACAGCAACUAAUUCUGGUAAAUUUUACGUCUUCGACUGGGACAAAUUUGCAGAGCCUACGGAUGUAUUUCGUUAUGUUAAUAAGAAGGCAAUCGCUUGCAUGAUACCCAUUACUGAUAACAUAGUAAUAACUGGUGAUGAAGACGGAGUGUUACGGGCAUUCAGCGUCUUUCCACAUGAAAAAUUGGGUAUCGCAGGCCAGCAUGGAAAUUCUGUCGACGCUUUGGACAUUUCUCGGGACGGAUCGUUGAUUGCAUCUUCGUCUGAUGAUUCUGUUAAAUUUUGGAACGUUAAGUACUUCGAGACCUUUGAUAUUACGAAAGUCCAAACGCAGAGAAAUAAAGGGAAGAAAGUUAAGCAAGCCAAGUUCAAUUUACCCAGCAGCAAGUUUGAAAAUCCCUCAGAUUUCUUUGAUGGUUUCAAAAACGAUGCUUAA